Knipowitschia caucasica is the source of this 1113-nucleotide messenger RNA. NCBI's taxonomy places the organism in Eukaryota, Metazoa, Chordata, Actinopteri, Gobiiformes, Gobiidae. The record is from the annotation of a GenBank genome assembly.
AUGAAAGAUGGAAAGUUGUUUCGUGUCGUUCAGGAAAACUGUUGGAAUCCUGAGGCUCGGAUCAAAGACAUGAACCGAGACGGAGUAACCGUCCAGGCUCUGUCCACUGUCCCCGUCAUGUUCAACUACUGGGCCAGACCAGCAGACUGCCUGGACCUCUCUCGGUUGCUGAACGAUGACCUGGCAGGGACAGUCCGGUCCAGUCCAGGUCGGUUCGUGGGUCUUGGGACGGUCCCGCUUCAGGACCCUGGACUGGCCGUGGUGGAGAUGAGGCGCUGUGUGAAGGAGCUGGGCUUUCCUGGUCUUCAGAUUGGGUCUCACAUCAACGAGUGGGACCUGAACGCAUCCGAGCUGCACCCCUUCUACGCCGAGGCGGAGAAGCUCGGCUGCUCUCUCUUCAUUCACCCCUGGGACAUGCAGACGGACGGCCGCAUGGACAAGUACUGGCUGCCCUGGUUAGUGGGGAUGCCCGCAGAGACCACCACCUCCAUCUGCUCUAUGAUCUUUGGGGGAAUUUUUGAGAAAUUUCCCAAACUCAAAGUUUGCUUCGCUCACGGAGGGGGCUCCUUCCCGUACACAGUGGGGAGAAUUGCUCACGGUCACGCAGUUCGUCCAGAUCUGUGCGCGGUAGAAAACACAGAGUCUCCGCUCAAAUACUGCGGCUCCUUCUACACAGACUCCCUCACCCACGACCAGAGGGCCCUGGGACUGCUGCUGCAGGUGGUGGGGGAGGAGCGUGUGAUGCUGGGCACAGAUUACCCGUUUCCUUUAGGAGAACUGCAGCCAGGAGCUUUGAUCCAAUCUAUGGAUCUGAGGACCGAAGUCAAGAGCGGAACCUUCGUCUCGUCCCCUGUGUUCCCUGCGGUUCUGCUCCCCGCUGCUCACUUCCGCCGCGGCUCGUGCAGCCUGUGGAGUCUGCCGCUUCCGCCGCCUCUGCCGCUGCUGCGCUGUGUGACGCGUCGUGCGGGAGUGUGUGCGGUGUUCUCGGACUGGCACGCAGCAGUGGAGCCUCGGACCCGGACCUCUGCGGACCUCAGCGGUGCCACGGAUCGGGAGGAGCAUGGUGUGACAGCUGCCGAGCUAGCACAGCAGGAUGUUGACGUUGGCGAGUAA